UGGAGAGGCGGUUCCAGAGAUGAUAAAGGCAGAUGCUGAGGAGUUGGAUGUCAUUUCUGGGUUGUUGUUUUUGCAGCUUGGACACCACUCGUGGGAAGCAAAGGGCUUGCUUGAUUUCCUUCUUCACUCAAACGGGCUGCCCUCGCAAUGCUGGCUGCAAGCGGGACCCGCAUCCGCGUCCAGUUUGGGCGGCUCCUGGCAGAAGCGGGGCAACUCAGUGCUCCUGUGCGCCGGCCUCUAGGACCAGGGCUCCUGGGCUCCACAGCAUUGUCCUGCACGGAUCAGAACAGAAGCUCGGGGGCACCGGGUUCAACCGAGAAGGUGUACAAAGUGCCUGGCGGACACAAACCCUCAACAUUUGACAAGAAAAUCCUCCUGUGGACUGGACGCUUCAGAACGGAAGAUGAAAUUCCUCCAAGGAUCCCGCCCGAGAUGCUGGAUGCUGCAAGGAACAAAGCCCGAGUAAAGGCCUGUUACAUUAUGAUUGCCCUGACAAUCAUGGCUUGCUUUGCUGUGAUUGCCUCUGCUAAAAGGGCUGUUGAACGCCAUGAAUCCCUCACAAGCUGGAACUUAGCAAAGAAAGCCAGGUGGCGUGAAGAGGCUGCAACAAGAGCAGAGGAAAAGGCAAAAUAAGAGUCAUCUGCUCUUGAAACUGGGAACGAAGAAAACACACAAAAUUGGCAAGUUAGCAAAAGAUAUACCCUCCAGGGGAAACGCUGAAGUUGAACACAACUUACUACUAACAACUUUCAUUUCCGCUUGUGUAACAAAUACUGGGAGAGAGAUAAUUAUUUUUUUCUGCCACAAGUGAAUAAAUAAAUCAAGUUCAGUCGAAAGUU
Messenger RNA from Podarcis raffonei (Aeolian wall lizard), 839 nucleotides. It is a transcript of the gene FAM162B, whose product is annotated as family with sequence similarity 162 member B. The transcript has 4 exons. The coding region runs from base 148 to 633 and encodes 161 amino acids. Lineage: Eukaryota; Metazoa; Chordata; Lepidosauria; Squamata; Lacertidae. The record is from RefSeq and is a predicted model, not a curated record.